UGAGUAUAUAGGUUUGUAUUUUCACUCGAUCUUUCUCUCUCCUCCCAAUUUUCUCUCUCCCCCUUCUCCUCCGAUCCCCUCACGCCACCGCCUCCUUUCACCUCCCUACCUGCGAUCAAUAUAACAACGUCGUUAACCUUCCGUCAUCCGCCGCCUUCUUUAUCAUCUAUCUAUACGUGUAUAUAAACUUCCACAACUAUUUGCAUUCUUUCAAAUUUGUGAGUCUCGCGGAUAGAUACUUGGCGCAGAUCCAGCUGGCUUCGCUUCCUUGCUCGGAGUUCCAAUCUCUCCGCAGACAUAUCCACUACCCACUCUGUGGGAGCACCACAGACUUGUGAACCUGGUCUUUUGGAUGGAGGUUUUAGCAAAUGCCUUCUCAAGUUGCUUGGAUGACAUUGACACUUUGGUUGAACAAUGAAUUCAAGUAUGUUGGCUGGAGAGCGAAGAUGGGCUUCUGCGAGAAGGGGUGGCAUGACUGUGUUGGGGAAAGUUGCUGUUCCAAAACCAAUAAACUUGCCAAGCCAACGGUUGGAGAAUCAUGGUUUGGAUCCUAAUGUGGAAAUUGUUCCAAAGGGUACUGUUAGCUGGGGAAGCCGUUCGUCUUCAUCUGGUUCAAGUCCAUGGACCUCUUCAUCUUUGUCACCAAAUGCUGAUGGUGGCACUGUUUCACCUAGUCAUCUCAGUGGUCGCCCUUCAUCAGGUGGAAGUGGUACACGACCAUCAACCUCAGGCAGUGAUAGAACUCAUGAUCAUGCUCCAAAUGCUUGGUCUGCAAACUCCAGACCUUCAUCUGCUUCUGGGACGUUAUCAUCAAACCAGACAACAUCAUCAUCAUUGCGUCCUAGAAGUGCUGAAAACCGACCUAAUAGCUCACAGCUUUCGAGGUUCGCUGAGUCUGUGUCCAAAACUUCUGCACCAUGGGGUUCAAAUGUUACUGCAGAAAGAUUGGGGGUGAAGUCCUUGAAGGAGGAUAGUUUCUCUCUGACUUCUGGAGACUUUCCAACUCUUGGUUCUGAGAAAGCUAAUUCAGUAAAAAAUGUCGAAUCGGAAGAUAGCCGUCCUAGCUCAGCUUCUGGUAGAAUAGUUCAGGCCAACAAAGAGGACAAUAUACCCCAUGCUGAUGUCAAGCAUGGAACUGUCAAUACAUGGAGGGCAGAAACCCAACAUGCGGAGGAUGAUAUCCAUCCUAGCAUGGAGAAAUGGCAGGGGGAUCCCCAUCAAUAUUAUCCAAACACUGCCCCUCAGCGUUUUGAGGGGUGGCGUGGUCCUCCUAUGAAUGGUCCAACUGGUGGUUGGUAUGGGGGACGUCCACGAGGUCCUGCUUUUGGGGCUCACGUUCCUCCUGGUGGCUUUCCCAUGGAACCAUUUCCUUAUUAUCGGCCUCAGAUUCCACCUCCCCCUUUGGCAGGUUCACAACCAGUUCCACAGCCAGGUCCUCGAGGACCCCACCCUAAAAAUGGGGAUUUAUACAGGCCACAGAUGCAUGAAGCCUAUCCUCGACCAGGUAUGCAGUUUAGGCCUAAUUUCUACCCAGGUCCCCCGGGUCCAAUGCCUUUUGAGGGUUACUAUGGACCGCCUAUGGGCUACUGCAACAAUGAACGCGAUAUGCCAUAUAUGGGAAUGCCUACAGGUCCCCCAGUUUAUAAUGGCUAUCCAGCCCCUGCUCCCGAUAUAAGCAAUUCUCAUGGUCGAGCUAGUGGGCGUGGCCCUACUGGAAAAACAAUGUCAGAACAAGUGGAGACUGGUCAUCCAGAGGAAACACGUGCACCAAAAAGAGUUCCUCUAAACAUCCAUAAUGAGUAUGAGCAGAAGGAGGAAGGAGAUCACUGGGAGCAACAUGUGCCUCCUAAUAUCUCACAUCCUGGGAAAAUUCGGUUUCCUCCAUCUUGUCGAAAGACUGAGUGGGGCGCAGAAGAGGAUGCAGAAGAAGCUGUAUCUACCAAGAGGAUGGCACUAAACCAGAACCCUUCCAACAGUCACGGAAAUAGAAUUCAUUCAGCAGACAACAUGAAAGUGAAGGCAUUUGAGGGCAUGGGCAAUACUAAAGGACUUGAUGAUAACUGGACAAAUAAAUCUGAAGGUCCACUUUCUUUUCCAUCCGUAGUGCCUCAGUGUCCUGUUGCUAAUGAUAGAGAUGCCAUACCAGCUACAACCAAAAACUCAGCACUAAUACAUAAAAUUGACGGCUUAAAUGCAAAAUUUCGUGUUUCUGAUGGAUGGAGUGAGUCCACCACUGCUGAUAAUAGGGAAAAAGAAUGGACUGGGUCUCAAAUAGUUGAUAUGAAGGUUAACAAUGGCACCAGGGAAGUUGGUAAUGCUGCUGCGGCUUCUCAUAGGGCUCCUGUUUCCAGAAACUGUACUGCUGCCCCAGAUGAAAUGACUGUUCCGGUUGGUGAUAAUCCAAUGCACCCAAUUGCUGUCAUCCCUAGGAGAUCAUAUCAUGGUGGGCAACCUAGAGUUGAUCAUCGUGGUAAAGGGAAGUUCAACAGUCAGGAAGCUGAUGGAUGGCGGAGGAAGCCUCUCAGUAAUGAUUCCUCAAGUGCAGUUAUGGCUUCAAAUGCUGAAUCUAUACCAAAUAUUCAUUCUCGUGGCCCUAAUAUUGUUGGGGAGGCUUCUGAAAAUUCUAAGAUGGAUCCGGUAGGGAAGGCCGAAGGAGAUUCGGCUGAAGUAUGCGAUUCAGCUGAUAUUCAGGCACAGCGUGCCAAGAUGAAAGAGUUAGCCAAGCAACGCUACCUGCAACUACAAAAAGAAGAGGAAGAACGAGUAAGAGAGCAGAAGGCCAAGGCUCUUGCUAAACUAGAAGAAUUGGACCGCCGAAAACUAGCAGGUGAAGCUGCAAACCAGAAGGCUGAGAGAACUCCAAUCAUUGGUGACGUCAGGGUAGAACAACAAGAAGUCCAUACAGUUAUAGGCACUGUGGUUGCUGAACUCAAGACUAAUGAAUCUGGCUUUAACUUGGUCUUGAGUCCUGCUGUUGCUUCUUGGGGGACAGAUAACAACACAAAUCAGGCUGGAGAAUCUGUCGAAGAGUCGAGAGACUUGCACCCACCUAUACAGCAGAAAGGUUUAGUGGAGUCUAAUGUGUCUUCUUUGCCUAAAAUUGAAGACUCUGAGGAUGUAAGUGCUAAAAAAGUAUUAUCGCAUUCGCAACCUGAUGAUGGAGGAAUCUCCAGACACAAGCGAGCAGGCUACAAGCAGAAGCAGAAUAACCUGACGCAGAAGCAUUUGAAUGAAAAUGCUGGCUCUAGCUCUACACUUGAGGCGCAAAAAGAUCAUACUCUUGCAGCUGUUGCUGAUAUGCAUGAGCCUCCAUCAAGUGAUACCAGACUGAGCGAGUCAAAUUUGCUGAACAUAUCCAAUACUGUGGUUGAGCCAUCGGUCCAGCAAAGAAAGAGAAUUAAUCGGAAUAAUAAACCUAAGCCCAAACCGGAAGAAACGCCUACUGUUUCUGCUAUACCACCAGUGACAUCAGACAUUACUCAUGGAAGUGAGUCAAUUGACAAUGGUGGAUCUAAUGAUUCAGUGUCAAAUUUGGGUGCAUUUGUCUCAACAGUGCAUGAGCCUGAUACAUCAGUGCACACUCGGGAGCUAUCUUCUUGCCUACCCAGUGAGGAAUCCCAGAGCAAAGUACCUACUCAGUGGAAACAGAAUCGCAGAAUUCCAAAAAAUCAACAGGCCCAUAGAUUUACAGACAAGCAUCAUGGUAGUGAUACUGUUGUUUGGGCUCCUAAGGCUAAGGGUUCAGAUGAAAUGAGUCAAAAUUCUCUACAGGAAUCUGCUAACUCAAUGAAGAGUAAUAAUGUGGCACAGAAUAGUUUGAAAGGCAAGAGGGCUGAAAUGGAGAGAUAUGUACCAAAGCCACAACUGGCUCAGCAAGGAAGUUCACCGCCUUUGCCAUCCUCAGUUAGGUCAUCUAGAUCGACUGAGGGUGUUGUUGGGGAACAAUCUGGGUCAUCUAUUUCUGCAAAUUCACAGCCUGUAAGCUCUUCUGCAGCUGCAAAUGUGGGAGAUAGCAGCAGCCAUAGCAAGAAUAAGAAAGAUCAUGGGACUUGGAAACAACGUGGUUCGACAGAUCCAUCUCAGACAAAGAGCGUACCUACUGGUCCAACUGAUAUAUCUCAAGUGAAGGGUGCCCAUACCGGGCCAUCUCCAGUAUCUGAGCCUAUGAAGGAGGUUCAGCAGUCCAAGGAGAUUGUGCAAUCUGGGAGAAGUGAAUCAAAUAGAGCGAAUGCUGAAACCAAAAUCUCUGGUGGCAACUAUGCGACUGCUGAUACAACCACUGCUGCAGUGAGCAAACAUCCUUCAGUGAAAGAUCAGGGUGCAACAGGCAGAGGAAAGAGACAUCCACCUAGGGGUCCAAGAAGUGGUGGAAAUAAUCCUGAUUUUGAGAACACUUUAUAUGGUGAAGUUGAUGGAAGUUCGUCUUCAGCACUGGAUGUGAACCAGAUGGAUAAAUCUAUUAUUGCAAAAGAGAAUCGUAGCUUUGGGGAGCGGACAUCCUCUCAUUGGCAGCGCAAAUCCAGCCCAAAUUCUGCUAGUAAUCAACAAGGAAAUAGAAAUGCUGGAAGUGAAUCUGUUACUCUAGAAACUAAUAGGAUCCCAAGGAAGGGUACUCCUCAGCAUAUGGUGCAAUCAGUGCCCCAACACGAUAAGGAGAGUAGCAACUCAAGCCAACCUCAUCUUCAGCCAGGUCAAUCUGUCAACGUCAAAAGUAAUGUAGCUGAUGAUUCAGUUGCUCGUCGCCAUCAAAACUUUGACAGAGAAAAGAAGCCUGAUCCAGUGAAAGGGCGCCCUUACUCCCCAAACCAAGAUCCAGUUGGCUCUGAUGAAUUACCUCUUAGUAACACAAAUGAUCUGCUUGAGCACAAUGUUACAUCAGGAUCCAGGAGAACUGGAAGGCAAAACAAUCGCCCUGUCAGAGUCCAUGAAUCCCGUGGAGAAUGGUCUUCAGGGUUUGAAAACAGGCCACAUAAUGCACAUGCAUUCCGGGACAGGCAGAGGCAGAAUGUGCACUUGGAGUACCAGCCAGUUGGUCCUUUAAAGGGUUACAAACCUGAAAAAGUCGAGGAGCUAGCAGAUGGAGGAGCUGAUAGUAUGGACCAAAGACACAGGGAAAGAGGCCAGAGUCACUCCAAACGUGGAGGAAACUAUAACAGGAGAUAAAGUGGCACAUUCCACGUAACCUGGCCAGGAGAUUCUGGAGUGAGAUUUGCAAGAUAAUCUUCCAAUUUGUUGCCUUUGCUUGAUUAGGUAUGAGACCACGUAUCUUCAUCCUAGGUAUGCAUCUACAUUUUGUGUUCUCAUGAUAAUAGAAUGGUAGUUUAUCUGUUAACUGGUGGCACAUGCACUGAGCAGGAUUAGAGGCCAGGUUUAGGGCACACCUUUGAGGGAUGUGGUAUGUUAGAUCGAGGAAAUGAGACAUGAUAACCCAUUUAAAAAUUGUAAUUGAUGUGCCAUACACUGCAAUGUCGCUUAUUUUCAAAUGUAGCAUUUUGUGUAUCUGGUAAUCUAAUGUGUGCCCUGCGUGCAGGCCAAAGAAUGAUUUAGAAAGAUAGAUAGUAGCAUAUGUUCCAUAAUUUUGUCGGAA
Molecule: messenger RNA, 5587 nt
Organism: Salvia miltiorrhiza (redroot sage)
Lineage: Eukaryota; Viridiplantae; Streptophyta; Magnoliopsida; Lamiales; Lamiaceae
Product: protein MODIFIER OF SNC1 1
Exons: 11
Coding region: 415-5163 (1582 amino acids)
Biological process (GO): epigenetic regulation of gene expression
Source: RefSeq, a predicted model, not a curated record